Messenger RNA from Solanum stenotomum, 2783 nucleotides. RefSeq lists its product as uncharacterized. Bases 474 to 2462 code for a protein of 662 amino acids. Lineage: Eukaryota; Viridiplantae; Streptophyta; Magnoliopsida; Solanales; Solanaceae. The record is from RefSeq and is a predicted model, not a curated record. The transcript has 5 exons.
AUGAAGAAAGAUGAUCCCACACUAUCUCUUGUGGUAAAUCCCACGCAAAGAUACAACCUUUAAGCUUCCAAAGAUACCAUCUUUUCUUCACUAUCUGUAAAUUGUAAUCUUGAUUUUUCUUCUUUUGUGCUUCUGAUAUUUCUGUGUGUGCUUAUUAAUGGUGGGUGGGGGGUAAUGUGUAAUAUCUGUAUAUCCAGCAAUAUUUAAUUUGAUCUUCUUGGAUCCACAAAAACAUGUCUUGUUCUUUCACCUUCUCAAAAAGUGCAAACAUUUAAGGAUAGCAGAAAAGAAGUUGUUUUUGUUCAAUGGGGUUAUGAUGGACUCUUUCUUCUUCCAUUCCCUUGUUCAGUGAAAGCAUGGAACUAAGGGACUUGGGUUGCAAUGUAUAAGGUCCUAGCAACAGUUGACAGUCCAUAAAUUUGUCAAACUCAAUAGGACAAUUGCUUUAAGAUUUCAUUUGUUGAGAGAGCAUAAUGUUUGUUACCGGCGACUAUGAUCUGAGUUUAUCAUUGAAGUAUAAGGAACCUGUCAAAGCCGUUUUCAAGGAGACAAUAUUCGGGCAUGAUCAUACAUUCAAGACACAGGUUUAUGAACCUCAUCACCUGUGCUACACCCAAGAGGAUACGAUGAUGGAUUUGAGCUGGAAAGAGUUGGAUAGAGCUUGUUUUAGCAAAGGAGGCCAACAAGGAAAUCCAGUUGCAUUUGGAAAUUUUACCAGAUCACCUAUGUCUGUUGAUCAGAAGAGAAUUUGCAGCAUCCCUAAGGUGUUCAACUGGUUACAAGAGAAGCAAGUCAUGUUUCCAGGGUUCCAGCAACGACAUUCAAAUCCUCAAAUUUGUCCCACUCAUUAUCUUGAUCAUAUUGAUAGGGGGAACUUGAAUAAGAGACAUGGUUUCUUCAAUAGUUUAGAGAAUUCAAUCACAGAAAAUCAUUAUUACCAUGGUGGUGUAGCACAUCAUUCUGAGGAGGUUAAUCUCUCGUUGAGCAUUGGUAGGAACAAUAUGAAAACAACUGUCAGUACAAAGACCUUUGAUCAUAUCAUUGAUUUAGAAGAAUCAGAUGAUACUAGGGAUUCUAAUGCAGGACUAAAUCCCCAGUCUCCUAUGGAUUCUACUCGUGUUUCUUAUUCUGGAUAUAAGCGUGAUUACCAAUGCACUCAUAGCUUCACAAACAACGCUACAGAUAAUUGGUUUGAUGGGACUACACAAAAAUAUUUUGUUCCAAAUGACAGCACGAGUUGUGUUGAACAGAACCCUUUAGCUGAAGGAGUUGAACAAUGUGAGAAGACUCUCCUUUCUAGAGAUAUAUCAGGAAAGGGCAAAGUUCUUUUUUCCGAUGAACGAGCUUUUUUGGACCUUAACAAAUCCAUAUUUGAUGAUUCUUUACACUUUGAUGAUCCUAGCUUGGCAUGUUCUUCAAGUAAAUCUUCCUCAAGAGAGUCACACGGACUGUCUGGUGAGCCUCGUGAAAGCACCUUUCCCACUGCUUCUAAAAGGAGAGAGCAAGAUGAUGACAAUCCAAAUGAGACUUCUGCUAUUGUUCCCCAAAGAAUUCUUAGUCCUGUGACUGGCAGCAAUCACGGUUAUAAAAGAACAAAAAUUGUUGGAGUUGAACAGUUCUUGAUAAACCUCAAUCAUCCUCUUUCAGACAGUAGUGAAAAUCCUGGCAGUCUCACUACUGACAACGAUGAUCAAGUUUCUAGUACACCAGAAAACAAAAGCAAGGAAACCAAGCAUGAUCCAAUGUCUUCUCCUGACUAUAAGACUCAAGAAUUUGUCAAGGAUAGCGGUCCUGAUAGAUCGCUCUCGUCAUGCAAAUCUUCUUGUUUUGAGGACAUCUCAAGUGGCAUAGAGACAUUGCAAGCCGGAACUCAAUUGAAAAAUUCAGGUUCUAAAAAAUCUGAAACACUUCAAACAAAUAUAUCUCCACGUCAGGAGGAUGUCGACUCUUCCAGUAACAGUGAUCACCAGAUGGGAGAAACAUCAGAAGUCGAUGAUCAAAUCAGAAGAGGAGCAGUGUCCCUCAUCUAUCUUGCACUGGAAUGUUCUGAACCAAGCGUUGUUAUUAGCAUGAACAAGAUUGAAGGUGAUCAAAAUACAGAACAACCACAAUGUUCUUCAGACACUUUUGAAGAAAUGGUGCUCAAACAACCCGAAACCUCCAUUGACGACUGUUGUGUGACCUCAAAUGCAUUUGAAUUCAAUGCCACAGAGAGAAAAGACUAUGGAAUAACAUUAAAGAGAGGACGAAGAAUGAAAGAUUUCCAAAGGGAUAUUAUGCCAAGCUUGGCAACACUUUCUAGGCAUGAGAUUUGUGAAGAUAUAAAGAUUAUGGAGACAGCACUUAGAUCAAGAGAAUACAAGAGACAUAGGUCCAAAAUGACUGAUGGAAACAAGUGGUUCAAUCCUGUAAGAAAUAGAAGAUCCAGACUCAACUAUGUAGGCCGCAAGUAUUAUUCAUGAAUUGUUGAUUUCAUCAUUGAUAUUGAGGAAAUUGUGACAAAUUUAGCAAAGAAGAUAGGAUCAAAGAAUUGUUAUGGAAGUUUUGACUCUUGACCAUGAUACUACUUUUUGAUAUCUAUGUUAAGAGUUCAAUUUCGAACCAUACUUAAUUUGUGCAGCGUCUGUGUUUUGCUUGGGACUGAGGCGUAGUUGUUGUCUAUGUUUUGCCUCUAACUUUAUUCUCCUAAGCAACUAUUUAAUCUAAGGCUUCUAGGAGGAUAAUUUUGUUAAAUGAAAAGAUUGCCAUGCUUGCAAUAUCUAAGACAGAACAGUGGAUCAUGU